Apis mellifera (honey bee) is the source of this 937-nucleotide messenger RNA. It is a transcript of the gene Ing5, whose product is annotated as inhibitor of growth protein 5. Gene Ontology annotation, biological process: regulation of DNA-templated transcription. NCBI's taxonomy places the organism in Eukaryota, Metazoa, Arthropoda, Insecta, Hymenoptera, Apidae. Bases 136 to 903 code for a protein of 255 amino acids. Gene Ontology annotation, cellular component: nucleus. The record is from RefSeq and is a predicted model, not a curated record. The transcript has 4 exons.
CAUUGAUCGUUUCUUUUCAAGAAGUUUAACAUAUUUUUUUAAUAAUAUCAUUUUUAAAUCUUUAUGCAAAAAAUUAUUCUAAUAUUAAUAUAAAAUAUAAAAUCUUCUUACAUUUUUCUUUAAGUAACAAUAAACAUGACAACAGCACUGUAUUUAGAACAUUAUUUAGACAGUUUGGAACAUCUACCUAUUGAAUUACAAAGAAAUUUCACUUUAAUGCGAGACCUUGAUGCUAGAGCACAAGGAUUAAUGAAAGAUAUAGAUAAAUUAGCAGAUGAUUAUUUAAAAAAUGUAAAGAAAGAAUCCCCAGAAAAGAAAAAGGAACAAUUGACUCAUAUUCAAAACUUAUUUAACAAGGCAAAGGAAUAUGGUGAUGAUAAAGUACAAUUAGCAAUACAAACAUAUGAAUUAGUUGAUAAACAUAUUAGGAGACUAGAUUCUGAUUUGGCUAGAUUUGAAGCUGAAAUACAAGAUAAAGCUUUAAAUAGUAGUAGGGCACAAGAAGAAAAUAAUGCUAGUAAAAAGGGCAGGAAAAAAUUAAAAGAAAAAGAAAAACGAAAGAAAGGUGCAGGUACUAACAGUGAAGAUGAAUCGAAAACAGCUAGAAAAAAACAGAAAAAAGGAGGAUCUGUUGCUUCUGCUUCAUCAGCUGGAGCUGUAGGAAGUGGUGCUCAAGUAGAUUCUACUGCACUUGGUCAUCCAGCAGAUGUUUUAGAUAUGCCAGUUGAUCCUAACGAACCAACUUAUUGCCUAUGUCAUCAAGUUUCUUAUGGGGAAAUGAUAGGUUGUGAUAAUCCAGAUUGUCCUAUAGAGUGGUUCCAUUUUGCAUGUGUUGGAUUAACUACAAAACCUAAAGGAAAAUGGUAUUGUCCAAAAUGUACACAAGAUAGAAAAAAGAAGUAAGUUUUAUGAAAUGAAAUAAUGAUUUAUUUUAAAA